Messenger RNA from Helicoverpa armigera (cotton bollworm), 1448 nucleotides. RefSeq lists its product as uncharacterized. NCBI's taxonomy places the organism in Eukaryota, Metazoa, Arthropoda, Insecta, Lepidoptera, Noctuidae. Bases 61 to 1098 code for a protein of 345 amino acids. The transcript has a single exon. The record is from RefSeq and is a predicted model, not a curated record.
AUUGAUUCAGAACCAUGCUGCUAGUCGAUACUCCGACAGCCCAGCGUUAAGCACAUUAAAAUGAAAAUUAUAUUGCUCGUACUGCUAGGUUCCAGCUUUAUUUUAACGAUAAACGCUCGGCUGAUAGAGAAAAUAACCGAUCGAACAUUGACGACAGAAACGAAAACGACUGGUUCAUCUCCACCGAUACGACUCACGAGGGACGUGUACGAAGAAGACGGAGGCGUCGGCUUCUCCAAGGAAGACAACGCGCAGAGUGAUGAGUUCACAAAGGCCUACAGCAGGAGAGCGAGGCACUUCUUCAAAGUCAAGCCGAAGCCCGAAGUGUCAACCGUCAUCCGUGUGCCCAGAGAGUCUCAUGAGAAAUCUGAAAAAACAACUAAACAUACCAGCACUUCACCCAGUGCGCCAGUUACAAAACCAAAAGUCACCCUCGUGAAAAAACCGAUACCAAAAUAUAACGAAAUGGACUACGAUGACGACUUCCAAAUGAAGAUAAGCCGAUCGCCCGUGAGAGUGGUAGACUCCGGCGAACACGAAGACGAAGAUUUUAAUCUCGACGACUACGACUUUGAUGUAAAUCAUGACGAAUUUGUAGGAAGAGGCAAGCCGUUGGAGCCACGUACUAAGCAAGCUACCCAAGAACGCCCUAUGAAACCUAAACACGAAGUAAAAGCGACACCCCGUGUGACACAAGAAAUUAAAACGCAAAACAAAGUUGUUUCUACCCCCACACACCGACCCGUGUCCAACAAGAAGGAACGUGCUGUAGACAGUGUCAUGAGGAAACCAGGUGAGAAAGACGACUAUUAUGACGAUGUCACUACUACUAAAGCUCCCGAGAAAGAGAAGGCACGUGACCUGGACGACGAGUUCAAUGACGACAACGAGGAAAGUAAGGAAUUCGAAGGUAAAUCUGUCCGAAUGGUUCGCUCACCUUGGAAAAUAAAUUCUUAUGUGGAUAAAUUAGGAGAGAAAACCUCUUCUGUGAUGACUAAAGUACUCAGUAUUCUACCUAUGUUCCCGCAGGUGCCCAACAAAAACCCAGACGAUGAAACUAUGAAUACGGACAUGGACCCUUGGGCUGACAGAUCUUAGGCGACUUACUUAUUUUGCAGAUUUUAGAUUUUAUCGAAUUGUUUUUGCCUAUUGUGAAUAUGUUAUUUCAAUUUGUUCAAAUUUUUACCUAAUCACUUUAGUACAUCAUUUGUGUGAAUCGAAUUGACUAGUUAUAUAUAAAUGUUAUUAGUGGUAUUGUCAGAAGUAUACAGAAUAUUGCGUUACUGUUUGCCUUUUUUUAUUUUACAUAAUAUUAUUCUGCAUUAAAAUAUAGCGGCUAGGGUAAAUAUUUAUUUUACGAAAACAGAACACCAGUUUUUUCGUAAAUUUUAUUUCUAAGAAAUACAUAUCUUAAGGUAGCUUUGUGUGUAUCGCUUAUACCUAGCUUA